Molecule: messenger RNA, 4031 nt
Organism: Puntigrus tetrazona (Sumatra barb)
Lineage: Eukaryota; Metazoa; Chordata; Actinopteri; Cypriniformes; Cyprinidae
Gene: afg2b
Product: spermatogenesis associated 5-like 1
Exons: 10
Coding region: 141-2390 (749 amino acids)
Molecular function (GO): ATP binding; ATP hydrolysis activity
Source: RefSeq, a predicted model, not a curated record
CGCUGCGGAGAAGAAGCCCGGAGCACGUGUGUGUGUGUGUGUGUGUGUGUGAGAGUGUGAGAGUGUGUGAGUGUGAGUGUGUGUGUUCACCCGUGAGCUCGGGUCUGGGUAAGAAAACAGCUACAGCAGCACUGUUUGAUAUGAAUGAGGAUGUCAUGGAGGUCCUGAAGGUUCUCCCGCGGGAUGCUCUGGACUCGGACACUCAGCGCUGUCGGAUGGGUCCGGCUCUGAUGUCGAGGUUAGGUCUGAGGCUGGGCGCUCCGGUUCUGAUCCGGCUCCGUCGGGGAGCGUGUCUCUGCGCCGCUUGGCCUCGGCGCGACCUGGCGGAGGGAUUCCUGCAGAUCAGCGCUCGGUGCUCGACGCCGGACCUCCGCUCUCAAACACUGACCGGACUCGAGGUUAAGCAGACACAGGUCACAGCCCUGAGCGGCCCCAGGCUCUCCAGCCUGAGCGUGAAGGUGUUUGUUCAGAGUCGCCGGCGGACGGUCUCCGAGCCCUGCGUCCUCCAGCUGCUGCAGGAUCUGUUUGUGCACCGGGGUCAUUUGGUGGAGCUCUCCGGGGCGCAGACGGAGAUCAGGUGUGUGCUGGUGGAGAAGCUGAACUCGGGCUCGCAGAAAGCCGGUUUGGUGACAGCUCGGACCCGUGUGGAGGUCAGCCAGGUUCGGACCGUCAAACACCUAGAGAGGUCUCUUCAGGAGGCGUCUGGGUCUCCUCUGGGCGGCCUAGAGGAGGUUUACGCCUCGCUGAAGGAGACGCUGACGUUUCCGCUGCAUUACCCGGAGACUCUGCGUCAGCUGGGAGUGCUGUGCCCGAGAGGCCUGCUUCUGAUCGGGCCGCCCGGCGUCGGGAAGACCCUGCUGGUGCGGAGCGUGGCCAGAGACAUCGGCGCAGAGUUAGUAAGCGUGAACGGGCCGGAGGUCACAGGUUCUCGACCCGGAGAGAGCGAGGAGAACCUGCGGCGCGUGUUUGAUCGGGCGCGGGAGGCGGCGGAGGACGGUCCGUGUGUUCUGCUGAUCGACGAGAUCGACUCUCUGUGUCCGAGGCGGACGGAGAGCAGCGGUUCCCCGGAGAACCGGCUCGUCGCUCAGCUGCUGACCCUGAUGGACGGCAUCGGGAACCAGCAGGGCUUCGUCAUCAUCGGAGCCACCAACCGACCGGACGCUCUGGACCCGGCGCUCCGGAGACCCGGGAGGUUCGACAGAGAGGUGAUCGUGGGCGUCCCCUCGCUGCUGCAGAGGCGCAGUAUUCUGAAGCGUGUGUGUGGAGAGAUGCCACUCAGCUCGGACGUGGAUCUGAACGCAGUCGCCGAAAUGACCUGCGGGUACGUGGGAGCGGAUCUGAGCGCGCUGGGGCGAGAAGCAGCGCUGCAGGCCAUGCGUCAGUCGCAGGGGGAAGCGAGGGAGACGGUGUCCAUGCAGCACUUCCUGCGGGCGAUGCGGAGCGUGCAGCCGUCGUGUUUGAGGAGCCGUCUGGGAGCGACCGACUUCAGAGCCAUCGGCUGGGAGCAGAUCGGAGGACUAGACCACGUCAAACUCCAACUCAAACAGAGUAUCGAGUGGCCCAUGAGGUUUCCCGAGGCGUUCGUGCGGUUGGGUGUUUCUCGGCCCAGAGGAGUGCUGCUGUACGGACCGCCCGGCUGCGCCAAGACCACGCUGGUGAAGGCGGCAGCAUCUUCAUCACACUGCAGCUUCCUCUCCCUCAGCGGCGCCGAGCUCUUCUCUCCUUAUGUAGGAGACUCCGAGAAAACCCUGGCGCAGUUGUUCACUCAGGCUCGAGCGUGUUCUCCCUCCAUCGUGUUCCUGGACGAGAUCGACAGUAUGGUGGGCUCUCGAGGGGACGGCUCCUCUCACAGCGUCCAGUCGCAGGUUCUGUCGGUUCUGCUGACCGAGCUGGACGGGGUGGGAGUCCGGAGCGUGGAGAGACGCAGCGCCGGGAGGAAGAUGACUCAGUUAGACGGAGGAGAGCAGGACGACGCCAGAAUACUGCAGAUGGAGCUCCAGGAAGUGUGUAACAAGGAUGUUUUGAUCGUGGCUGCCACAAACAGACCAGAGGUUCUGGACAGUGCUCUGCUCAGACCCGGCCGACUCGACCAGAUCAUAUAUGUUCCACCUCCAGAUCUCGAGGCUCGUCUCUCCGUGCUGCGUGUCUGCACUGAACGUGUCCCGCUGGAUCAGGACGUGAGUCUGACGGAUCUAGCUGCUCGAACCGAGCUCUUCUCCGGAGCCGAUCUGGAAAACCUGUGCAAAGAGGCGGCUCUUCUGGCUCUGCGUGACGAAGGGUUCCAGGUUUCUUGCGUGAAGCAAAAGUAUUUUCUGAAGGCGCUUCGGAGUUUGAGUCCAUCACUGAGUCCCGAACAGCUCCAGCAACGCUUUCACUCAAGCCUCUAUUAAAAUAAAUAAAUACAUAUAAAUACAUAUAUAUAUGCAUACAUAAAUACAAUAAAACUUUUUCUUUUUUUGAAUUUCUUGUUUCACACAUUCCUAAAUCUUCAAGUAUACAGGUGGAAAACAAAAAUAUCAUUUGCGAGGAAAACAUGAUAUAACAUUCUGAACUCAAACCUCAUUCCUGGUCCAAAAAAUAGCAUUUUUCCGUCCCUCUGUUGAGUUUGGUUUCUCUAAAGCUCUCUUCUCGGUAAAGCUACACCGUGUGUUAUACACAAAAACUGAAAAUUAGAUGAACGUAAUGGGAAAUUUAUUCAAAAGUGCUUUAAUGAUACUGAAAUUGUACUACAAAUUGCUUUUGCUUAUUGACAUGCAUAACUUUAUAACCUUUAUAACCACCGUAAAGUGACUCAGCAUUAGAAUGGUGUUGAAAUAAUCAUUUUAAAAAGCCACAGUGUCCUUUAAACAAUGUGUACAUAGGAACUGACCACUAGAGAUAUAGAGAGACAAAAAAAAUAUUCCUCUAUAGAGGAUAUAAUAUUUGGGUCUCGAAUUAAUAUUAGAAAUAAAUGUUUUCAACAAACCAGAUAACAACUAAAUGCUCAUUAAACUAAAACAAGGAAUUACUUACAAAAUAAAAUAGAAAUAGAAAGAUUUUGUUGAUGAACCGCUGAAGAUUCUCCUCAGACCAACCGUCAACUUCUGAAACUCGCGCCUUUUUGAAAUUCGCGCGCAUUCUCACUUUUCGAGCCUGUUCUGAACAAUUGGUCGAAAACCUCGCAAUUUUCAACUCAAUUUUUGUAAAAUGUUAAUCAAUAGUGUAAUGUCACAUGCUAGUGUGUUUGACCGUAUGUAAAGCUCAAAAUAAACUCUUACAAGACGGUGUUUAUUUGUAUUUAUUAUUUUUAAUCCUGACGGUUUUGGACAUGAUUUACAGGCUAAUUCUAAAGAUCGUUUGUCCAAAAUUUGCGCAAGUUAAAAAUAAAUACGGCCUCACGUUGUCAAUCAUCUUUACACGCCUCGUAACCUAUCGCUAGCAUGCACUUUGAGAGGACAGGAUGACGAAAAAACACAGCAUAGUUAUAUGUAUAUUAUUUAUUUUGUGAAAAUGUGUGGAAAAAUGUUUUUUUAAUUGUGCUUUUGGUGUUUAUACUGACAGCAUAUUUCUACAGUCAUUAAAAUUGUUUUGUAUCUUAUGCUCGCUAUUUUGUUGACUGACUGGUGUCUGAAAAUUAAACACGUGACACUGCACUUAUUCAGUUGAGUUUAAUUACAGGAAGUGCAUUAAAACAGUAAGGUUUUAAGAGCUUUAUAAAUGAAAACCUUAUUUACAGUCACUAGUGUGACCGGCGGGAUUAAAUGGGUUACUCUAUAAUAUAUUUUCAUAAUAAUACAGCGUCAUGACACACACACACACACACACACACACACACACACACACACACACACACACACACACACACACACACACAAACACACACACACACACACACACACACACACACACACACACUACGGCUUCCCUCCGUCUGUCCAGACAGAAAACACACAGAAGUCAGUCCGGUCUGCUGUGAGCACGCCAGUAUUAAAGGUUUAUCAAAAUGAGGUCAAUAUUCAUUAUAGAAAAAGCUGCUAGACAAUCAUUAAAAC